CUGGCGGUGGGGCGGGGAGGGGGCGGAGCUCGCGCCGCGAGGUUCCGGCCUUGGGGGCGAGGCCCCGGCCGCCCUGCCGCGUUCUGCCGCGGCGUCCCACUCUUCCGGCUUCGAGUUCCAUCCGGCGUCUCCACCUUCCGCCCAGCGCAGGCUGUGGGCGGGAGGGUAGCUGGGUUCUACCGUCGCGCGGCCCUUGCGGCGCCCGAGCCCGCAAUGUCGGGCCCCAACGGGGACCUGGGCGUGCCGGUGGAGACGGGCGCGGAAGGCGAGGACGACGGCUUCGCGGAAGCAGAAUAUGCUGCCAUCAACUCCAUGUUGGACCAGAUCAACUCCUGUCUAGACCACCUAGAGGAGAAGAACGACUACCUCCAUGCCCGCCUCCAGGAGCUGCUUGAGUCCAACCGGCAGACACGCCUUGAGUUCCAGCAGCAGCUUGGGGAGGCCCCUAGUGAUGCCAGUCCCUAGGUUCUGGGAGCCCCCAACCAGCCCAAACCCUGCCUCCCUGGGCUAGGCUCUGGCCUGGGCACUCACCACCUGGCUUAGAUACCUUCUCAAGGGCUGGCCUACAGGUCCCCUGGUGGGUCUGCCUGCCUCAGUCACCCUUCCGGUACUCCCCUUGGCAUGCCUGGGCCAGCCCCCACACCCAACAUCCCCUCCUGGGGUCAGGUGUGGGCCCACGACCCACCCACUUAGCCUGCUUGCCCAGUUCCGGGGCACUCCCCACUCUGCCCAGGCCUUGAGCGUCCAUAUUAAACGGGUCUCCAACAGCA
This is a messenger RNA of Zalophus californianus (California sea lion), 770 nucleotides long. RefSeq names its product chromosome 13 C9orf16 homolog (gene BBLN). The transcript has 2 exons. The record is from RefSeq and is a predicted model, not a curated record. NCBI's taxonomy places the organism in Eukaryota, Metazoa, Chordata, Mammalia, Carnivora, Otariidae. Bases 214 to 465 code for a protein of 83 amino acids.